This is a messenger RNA of Danaus chrysippus (African queen), 1086 nucleotides long. The record is from the annotation of a GenBank genome assembly. NCBI's taxonomy places the organism in Eukaryota, Metazoa, Arthropoda, Insecta, Lepidoptera, Nymphalidae.
AUGCAUAUUUUUGUUCUAAUUCUAGGUGAAUGGCGUGGAGAGAGGAGAAUGCUGGAUAUUACGAGAGACAAACCUGUAAAGGUGUGCGUCCGAGUUGUCGUGCCUGUUCGAGACCAUCCGAAGUUCAACUUCGUAGGUAAACUGUUAGGUCCGAAAGGCAACUCUCUGAAACGUCUGCAAGAAGACACGAUGUGCAAAAUGGCCGUCCUAGGACGAGGUUCUAUGAAAGAUCGCCAAAAGGAGGAGGAGCUCCGUGUCUCCGGAGAUCCAAAGUUCGCUCAUCUAUCAGAUGAACUUCACGUUGAAAUCAGCGCAUUCGCGACACCAGCAGAAGCUCACGCCCGAAUCGCGUACGCUCUCGCAGAAUUACGAAGGUUCUUGGUGCCUGAUUACAAUGACGAUAUUCGACAAGAGCAAAUGUUGGAGAUGCAAAUAUUGUCUUCUCAAAACGAACAACGGCGUCUCACUCCGCCUGACUCAUCAAGAAGUGGUAGCGAGGAAGCUCUGCCAUUACGAGAUAAUGUUGCCAAACAACGAAUACCAACAACACCAGUGACUCAAACACUACCAGCCGCAAUUGCUGUCAAUCAUAGCAGUGCAAGGGACUUCUCCCCCCCAGCACCAACUCCUGCUCCCGAACACUUGGCCCAUCAUCAGCUUGCUUCUGCCCACGCGAAUCACGGAGUUUUAGUCGGAGGUGGAGUUAUCCAGCAGCCACCGACCCAUCAUUUACUCACACAAAACUCAAUUCUAGGUGGUGGUGAUAUCCUGGGUCUAAGCAGCCCAGUUCUAGGUGGUAUGAUCCACGCUCAUCCCGCACUCCGAGGUGUCAAACCAGCUGCUGUCCACGCGCUAGCAUCGCAAGGUGCGGGUGGGGUGGGUGGGAGCGGUCGCAAGCGGCCGUUGCUCGGCGCUCGGGCCGCUAUGUCGCCGACUAAGAGAGCGGUUAUGACGCUGUUGGCUCGAGCUAGGGCCGCCACUCACAAGCAUACGCCGCAGUGGCCCACACACGAACACGCAACCCUUCUUCCACUUAUAAGAGAUGAUUUCGUGACCGGAGUUGGAGUUAAUAUCAACUUAGCAUAA